Molecule: messenger RNA, 879 nt
Organism: Menidia menidia (Atlantic silverside)
Lineage: Eukaryota; Metazoa; Chordata; Actinopteri; Atheriniformes; Atherinopsidae
Source: the annotation of a GenBank genome assembly
AUGGCGCUUCAAGCGAGAGCACUGAUCACCUCUAAAUGGCUUGCAGAAGCUGUCAAAGUUCAGGGGAAAAUGCGCAUCUUGGAUACUUCUUGGUAUUUACCCAAAGUACACCGACAGGCCAAGAAGGAGUUCAAAAAGAGGCAUAUCCCAGGCGCAGCUUUCUUUGACAUAGACCAGUGCUGUGAUAAAACAUCUCCCCUGGAUCACAUGCUGCCAUCAGAGGAGGUUUUUGCAGACUAUGUUGGGAAUUUGGGAAUAGAGAACGACACGCACGUGGUGGUGUACGACUGCAGUGAGGUUGGUGCGUUUUCUGCUCCCCGCGUGUGGUGGAUGUUCCGUGUCUUUGGGCACAGUGCAGUGUCUUUGCUCAACGGGGGUUUCAGGAACUGGGAGUUGGACGGCCAUCCAGUGAGUGACCAGUACGUCAGACCCACGCCGACUGAGUUCAAGGCUUCUCUAAACCGCCCGUGGGUAAAAACCUAUGAGGAUAUCCUGGACAACCUGGACACCAAGGAGUUCCAGGUGGUGGAUGCCAGGCCGUCGGGCAGGUUUAGAGGACUGGACCCAGAACCUAGAGACAACACAGAGCCAGGCCACAUUCCUGGCUCCAUCAGCAUCCCAUUCCAUUCCCUCCUCGCACCCUCAGGUCACUUUCUGUCCAGAGAGCGACUCCAUGGUCUCUUUGAACGUGCUGGGGUGGACCUCGGUCGCCCCAUUUGUGUCUCGUGCGGCUCGGGUGUGACGGCCUGCCAUGUGGCGCUAGCAGCUCAUGAGUGUGGACAUCCGGGUGUGUCUGUCUAUGACGGUGGCUGGUCGGAGUGGUAUACCCGUGCUGUGCCUGAACAUGUUAUAUCUGAAGGCAGAGGGAAACACUUGUGA